AGAGGUAAGAGAAGUAGACUUCUCUCAAAAUUGAUAUUCUCAAAUUUGGCAUUCCGUCUUACCUAACCUUCCCAAAUCCCAAGUCUUCUUCUACCUAAUAAUACUAUACUCAAAUUUGUUGCAAGUUCUUCACACCUCCUCAGAACCAUCCUGGAAAGUGGAAAUAAACUAUCUUUCUUCUUUACAUUUUUACAUGGAAAAAAAUUCCCAUUUUCCAGAUUUUAAUUUCCAUUAUUAUGAUUAAAUUAAGCAAGCAGCAAACCCUAAAAGGUCAAACCUCAAAUUUGUUUUUUGGUGGUCCCUUCAUCAACAAACAAGGCUAUUCAUUGUCAACCCAUAUUCUUCUUUCUCCAUAAUUAUCAUUCACCACAUUAACAGCUAAGAUUCAAUUUUUGAAGGUUGGAUAAAUAUAUUAGGGUUUUUCUUUCAGUUAUGAUGAAGUUGGCAUCAAGUUCAGCCAAUUUUGGGAUUUGAGUUCUUGCUGUUUUGAUAUUUGGUCAAUUUUGCCCAUCUUUUGCUUUGUAAGUCUUAUUGGUUUUAUUUUUAUUGUUUGAUUAAAUUUCAUUAAACAUGCUCAAUUGAAUUGCUGUUUUUCUGCUGAUAAAAUUUGAAUGCUAAAGUUUAGACUUAAUUGGUUAUUGCCUAUUUGGUAAAUUCUUUUAUGUGGGUGUUUUUACUUUCUUAAGGUAGUGAAAUGUAAAGUUCUUGUUUUGGGUCUUCUAGAUUGUUCUUUCAUGAAAGUUGAAUGUUGAUGGUGUAAAUAGUUUAAUAUAAUCAAAUAACAACAAUAUUGUUGGCCUUGCUCAAGGCUCAAGUUUGAAAGCUUACCAGCAUUAUCAUAGACUAUAGUAAUGUUUUACUUACCAGGACCACUGGCAUGGUAUGAUGCACAAGCAAGAUCGGCUGUCGAAUUGGUUUUUGACUGGAAUAUUAGUCGAGACCACUGUCUGGGGCGAAUAAUUUGUUUUUGAUGGCUAUUAGUGCGAUUCUUUACCAUGAUACACUCUUUGAGUUGCUCUGCAAUUUUAUUUGUGGUAUCACUAUUUUUUUGUAACUAUUGAGAAACCUAGUAUGGAUUUUAUGUUUUUGUCAUAGAUUAUUAGUAUAUAUUUUAAGAUGCUGGCCUAAAUUAUCGUGUUAUGGUUUGAAUAGGCAUGUUGAAGAUAAUUAUAUUUUCAACACUAAGGAAUCUAGUUCGAUACCAAUAAGUGCUUCUACGCUCACUUUUUACUCCAGGUUACGUCAUUCUACACUAAUAAGUUUUGUUCAUAACCAAGAAAGUUUUGCCGAGCGGUAAAGGCGUGUUUGACAACCAAGAGGUUGUGGGAUCAAAGCCCCCUAGAGGGACCUUGAGGGUGGGGUUUCCCUUUAUGUUCUCCAUGUCAGGUGUCCUUUCUUAAGCCCACCAAGCAUCCAGUUUAUGGGACUAGCUUGCUGCAGAAUCAUCCAUAUAUUGAGGGAUGUAGCUUGUGCGUAGAAGGGAUUGUGCGAUGCUAAGUUCCGGGGAAGUCUAGCACUUGUGUGUUAGCAAUGUAAAUUGUCGAACACAAGGAUGUGCUAAGCGUUGCUUCUUUGUGGAGUGAGCCAAAGGGUCCGAAUGUGACACCUUGCUUGUCAAGAAGGGUGGACUUGUGCAAGGUUCCGUGACAAAAGCAAAAGAAGAUUUUUCUCACCUAAUAUGUUCAGUUUAGUAAAGUAUCAGAAAGCACAUACUUAAUUUGUUUUUUUCCCUUUGAACAUUUUGGUUGAAAUUACAUUGUGAAAUGUUCAAUACAUCACGCCUCUGUAAUUGACACAUAAUUAAAUUUAAUGCUCUUAUAACUAAUCAUGAGAUCUGAAUAAAUUUGAGAGGUAGGUGGCUAGCUUCAAAGUGAGCUUUUUAGACCUUUGGUCUCUGAACAGAAGAAAAGCUUUCUAUGUUUGAGUCUAGUUGAUUAAAGUUGUUGAAAGAUGUAUGGAAGAUUAGCUUACAAUGAAUACUACAUGAUGGGACAGCUUGGCAUACCUUAGGGCUCAGGCUCUAAAACAUCCCAACAUCCCAUCCCAGUUGCUCUAGUAAAAAUGGCUACAAAACUCAUCGUACCCGGAGCUUGAAUGCCAUUAAUUGAGAACAUAGCUUCAGUUACAUUAGACAUUGUAAAUGGAGCCAUGACUCUGAAAUCGAGUAUUAGAUAGAAUAAAGUGGAGUUUUCAUCACCAUUUUGUAACUGUCUUAUCUUCAUGGCUUAAUGGAAUAAAGUGAAAUUUUCAUCACCAUUCUUUGCCCAAACCAGUUUGGAUUGGCUCAGAAAAGAAGACAAUGACUUCCUAAUUGCUACAAAUUUUCUUUCUUCUCACUCAAAUAUAGCCAUUUCAGGGUUUGGAGGGUUCCUGAGGCAAUCAAGUUCCCUAUCUUCCAUCACUUGCAAAGCUGACAUGUACUGAACAUGAAUCUCCUGAAUCUCUCUUGAUGCACUUCAAAUUUUUUUCAUGUUCUUUAAAUUAUCAUGAGACCAAAAAUAGGAGGACCAGGACAUACUUUACACAUCCCUAAUAAUAGUCUCGAAAUGUGAGUAUCUGGCCACAUCCCGAAACAUUUCAAUGAAGGUUUUCCAUAAACAACAUGCUACCAAGUUGCUAUCCCGGCGAAUUGGUCGAAUUAUCCGUCAUUUACAAACAUAAUUCUAACACUAUAAAUACAUUCAAACCAAUGAUCAAUUGCUAAGAUUCUGUCCAGCUUAGAAUAAACUCUAGCAUUUACCAAUUGCUUGUACCAAGUGUAAAAAUUACCACUCUACUUAAUAAUCUAAAACAAACUUUUGUGGCUCAUUAAAAUCACAUUAAAUUCCCCUAAGACCAUCCAUGGCAUAUGGAGACCGAGCCCAUUCUUUUGUUAGUUAUCCCAUAGUGGCUAGUGCUCUUAUUUCUCUACUCUGAUUGAGCAUAAACAUUUGAGCAGGCAACCAUCAAAAAGAUAAUUAAUGAGUUGAUCAAAGCAAAAUAUAAGAUUAACAUGAAAAGCUUUUGGAUUUCAAGCUAUUACUAUUCUUCCAUUAGGAUGGUAAUUUGAAUUUGAAACAAAACACCAUCCUUCAAACGUAUUAAGGCACAAAGUUCAAAGAGUACUGUUUUCUUUAGAUUGGUAAUUACGAAAGUGAAGGCGGAACACCUCUACAAAAACCUAUUCUCCUUGCCUUGUAAGGCUGCUUAUUUCUGAUUGGGAGCUUUCUGUUUGUAAGUGUUGAGGUAAUUUUGUUUUUGUGGAGGCUGGGUGACUAGUUUGAUUGUGUUGUUGUAGCCUCGUAGGUACUAGAUGCACGUUACUUGAGCUUUGCUUGUUCUUGUUAAUUUUUAUUAAGUUACGGAUCUUUAUGAUGUGAAUUUUUAUUUUUCUAUAUGAAGAGUAUACUAAUCAAUUUAUGUGCAAUUAUGUUUUUGGCUCUUUACAUAGAAGUAUUACAUAUGGGUGGGAGCUCAGGUGGCAGUUCUGACAUUGAUAGCCAGUCAGAUGACUGUUCAAUUGUUGAGACACUGCAUGUAGAGCCUAUCUUCCGCCCAUUUCUUUGCCCUUUAACAAAGAAGGUCAUGCGCGAUCCGGUAACCAUAGAAAAUGGGAAUACUUUUGAACGGGAGGCAAUCGAGAAAUGGUUUAGAGAAUGUAAGGAGAGUGGAAAGAAGCCUACAUGUCCAUUAACGUUAAAAGACCUGAAAAGUACUUAUUUGAACCCAAGUAUAGCUCUGAGGAACACAAUUGAAGAAUGGACUGCCAGGAAUGAAGCGGCACAACUUGAUAGGGCACGUCGGUCAUUAUCAUCUGGGGCAUCACCUAAAGAUAUUCUUCAAGCAUUGAGUUAUUUGGAAUAUAUAGCAAAAGGAAGCAGAACAAAAUCAAAUAAGCAUGCUGUUCAUAAUGCAGAGACAGUGAAUUCAAUUGUUGAAAUGCUUAGAAACAGUAGCAGGAAAAUUCGAUGUAAAGCCUUGGAAACUCUUCGGGUCAUAGCAGAACAAGACUCAGACAUGAAGGAAACAAUGGGUGAAGGAGGCACUAUACGUACCAUUGUGAAAUUGUUGUCCCUUCAGUCCUCAGAGAAAGAAAAAGCAGAAGCUAUCUCUUUGCUUUAUGAGCUUUCUAAAUCUAAAAAUCUUUCUGAGAAAAUAGGCUCAAUCAAUGGAGCAGUUAUAUUCUUAAUUGGGAUGACAGGCAGUAAUUCCGAAAAUAUUUUAAUUGUUGAGAAAGCUUAUAAAACCCUGGAUAAUCUUGCACAGAGUGAAAACAAUGUGCGGCUUAUGGCUGAAAAUGGUAGACUGCAGCCCCUUUUGACACUCCUACUUGAAGGAAACCCUGAAACUAAAUUAUCAAUGGCUUCAUUUCUCGGUGAUUUGGGUCUAAGCAAUGACGUCAAGGUCCAAGUAGCUGAAACAGUGGGUUCAUCACUUGUAAAUCUCAUGAAAAAUGGCGAUUUACAGUCUAGGGAAGCUUCCUUGAAAGCCUUGAAUCAGAUUUCAUCAUGCGAUGUGAGUGCAAAGAUAUUAAUUAAAGCUGGGAUUCUUCCUCCGUUAGUGAAGGACCUAUUUAGUGUUGGCGUGAGAGGACUUCCGAUGCGACUGAAAGAGGUUUCAGCCACUAUCCUCUCGAAUCUCGUGAAUUCGGGAUAUGAAAUUGAUUCAGUUAUAAUAGGUCCUGAAAACCAAACCCUAGUUUCGGAAGAGAUAAUACACAGCCUCCUCCACCUAAUCAGCAAUACCGGCCCGUCAAUCGAGUGCAAACUCCUCCAGGUUCUUGUUGGACUAACCAGUUAUCCCAAGACCGUCGAACGUGUGGUUGCUGUCAUUAAAAGUUCCGGUGCUACCAUCAGUUUGGUUCAGUUCAUUGAGGAGCGAGAUUUGCUUUUAGCUGCUGUGAAACUUCUGCAUAAUAUUUCACCUAAUAUGGCCCAAGAAUUAGCCGAUGCUUUACUUGCUGCUGGCCAGCUUGGGGCCCUUAUCGGAAUUAUAUCCGAGAACAAUGGAAUUACCGAAGAGCUGGCUGUGGCUGUUGGCCUAUUGGCAGAACUUCCCGAAAAAGAUCUUGCACUUACUCGAAGAAUGUUUAAAGAAGAUGCUUUCAGGAUGAUCAUAUCUAGAAUUAAGAGAAUAAGGCAGGGGGAAGCAAGGGGUGGCCGUUUUGUGACUCCAUACUUUGAAGGGCUUGUCCGUUCUCUUGCCAGGGUCACGUAUGUGGUCGCUGAAGAUCAUGAAUCAAUGGCUUUCUGCUGCGACCAAAAUCUUGCUUGGCUAUUUACCGACUUGCUCCAGGUAAAUGGGAUCGACAACGUUCCAAAAGCUUCCGCUUGGGCUUUGAUGAAACUUUCUUCAGAAUCCAAGAACUUGACGAAAAGGCUGGAAAUCACACCACCCACUAUGUGUGCGUCGAUUUUCUCUUGUUUUAACAAACCUCCCCAAAUUUCCGGGUUAUGUCCCGUUCAUGGAGGUAUCUGUUCUUUGAGGGAGACAUUUUGCCUAGUCGAAGGUCAUGUCACGGAAAAGUUAGUAGCACUUCUCGAUCACCCAAACGAGAAUGUCAUCGAGGCAUCACUCGCUGCUUUAUCCACUUUGUUGGACGAUGGAGUCAACAUAGAAGAAGGUGUUUUGGUAUUACAUAAGGCCGAUGGAAUCAAACCCAUUUUGGAUAUUUUUGUCGAGAAGAAAACCGAAAACCUAAUGAAGAGAUCCGUUUGGGUGGUGGAGAGGCUUUUACGAAUUGAUAAGAUUGCUUAUGAGAUAUCGAAUGAUCAGAAUGUUGGAACUGCUCUUAUCGAUGCUUUUCACCAUGGAGAUUACCGCACUCAACAGAUUGCGGAGCGUGCAUUGAGGCAUGUUGACAGGAUCCCGAACUUCUCUGGGAUUUUCCCUGGCAAUGGGUAGUAUUUGGUGCUUUCGGUUUUCCCUUAUUUCGCUUCCGGGGAAUUUUUCUGUUUAGUGAAAACUUCAUGUGAAUAAUGCAUCUUCGGCAUUGCAGGGAAUGUGGUUCUGGGAAUGUAUAAAAACUUGUAUUUUAUUUUACGUCUUGUUGUAAAUUCAAUUGGUUUUUUCUUUUUGAGCGAGGGAGAGGUCUUGGGUUGUAAAGUCCUUUGUUUCAACGUCUUUAGUUUUGUACAAGUUUCAUCGACAUUUAAUACCACUUUUUGAAAGAUUGAAUAAAAUAAAUUUUUUUAUAAAAAAA
Amaranthus tricolor (Joseph's coat) is the source of this 6181-nucleotide messenger RNA. RefSeq names its product U-box domain-containing protein 44-like. Gene Ontology annotation, biological process: protein ubiquitination. Bases 3376 to 5883 code for a protein of 835 amino acids. The transcript is spliced from 4 exons. NCBI's taxonomy places the organism in Eukaryota, Viridiplantae, Streptophyta, Magnoliopsida, Caryophyllales, Amaranthaceae. The record is from RefSeq and is a predicted model, not a curated record. Gene Ontology annotation, molecular function: ubiquitin-protein transferase activity; protein binding.